Candida dubliniensis CD36 is the source of this 1707-nucleotide messenger RNA. RefSeq lists its product as uncharacterized. Gene Ontology annotation, molecular function: ATP hydrolysis activity; ATP binding. Bases 1 to 1707 code for a protein of 568 amino acids. The transcript has a single exon. The record is from RefSeq and is a predicted model, not a curated record. NCBI's taxonomy places the organism in Eukaryota, Fungi, Ascomycota, Pichiomycetes, Serinales, Debaryomycetaceae. Gene Ontology annotation, biological process: protein quality control for misfolded or incompletely synthesized proteins. Gene Ontology annotation, cellular component: cytoplasm; mitochondrion.
AUGAGGUCAAUAAGAUAUUCAUCAUUGGUUAAAAUUAAAAUCCCAUAUCAAAAAUCAUAUUUCCAUACAACAACAACCAAGCGAGUACAAAAUUCGAUUAAUUCCAAUGAUAAUAAUUCAUUCAAAAAUAUUACUCCAUUAGAAUUAUAUAAUCAACGAGUUUCUGAAAAUAAACUUCGUGAUGAUCCAUAUCAAAGGAAAAUCAUUACUUCAUUAUCAAAAUUACAUGAAAAAUUAACUUCAUAUAUUCCACCAAAAGUAAUUACUCCAUCAAUUUCUGAUUUGACUCCAAAAAUAACUAUAGCGAAAAUAUUCAGUUCCUUUUUAGGUAAAUCUUCUGCCAAAAAUAAUAACAAUACUCCUUCAUCUUUAUUAGUUGAUGAACAAACAUUAUUGACUGUUAGUAAUGAAGUUCGAGGGAUUUAUUUAUAUGGAGAUGUUGGAUGUGGUAAAACCAUGUUAAUGGAUUUAUUUUAUGAUACAAUACCUAAAAAUUUACCUAAAAAAAGAUUACAUUUCCAUCAAUUUAUGCAAAAUUUACAUAAACGAUCUCAUCAAUUAAAAAUUCAAUAUAAAUCUAAGAAUAAUAAUAAUAAUGGUAGUGGUAGUGGUAGUGGUAGUGGUAGUCAUAAUGAUAUUGAUGUUAUACCCUUAUUAGCAAGUGAAAUUGCUCAAACAUCAACAAUUUUAUGUUUUGAUGAAUUUCAAGUGACAGAUGUAGCUGAUGCCAUGUUAUUACGUCGAUUAAUGAUGUUAUUAUUACUGCCAAAAUUUGGGGUUAUAUUAUUUGCUACAUCAAAUCGAGCCCCCGAUGAUUUAUAUUUAAAUGGAAUUCAAAGAGUUAGUUUUAUUCCUUGUAUUAAAUUAAUUAAACGUCAAUGUCAUAUAAUUUAUUUAAAUUCUCCAACUGAUUAUAGAAAAAUUCCUAAACCAAUUUCAUCAGUUUAUUAUUUCCCUAAACCAGGAUUAAAAUGGGAUCUGAAAAUUAAUAAAAAUAAUUGUUUAAAACAUAUUGAAUCAUGGUAUGAAUAUUUCAAUGCUUCUGCUUCUGCUUCCGCUUCUGCUUCUGCUUCUGCUUCUGCUUCUGCUUCUGCUUCUGCUUCUGCUUCUGCCUCUGCUUCUGCUUCUGCUUCUAGUGAUAAACAAAAUAUUAAAUUAAAAAAUUAUAAAGUUGAAGUUUGGGGACGUCAAUUAAAUGUACCAAUUUGUUCACCACCUUAUGUUGCUCAAUUUACAUUUCAUGAAUUAUGUGGUACUCCAAUGGCAGCAGGAGAUUAUUUAGCUUUAGCUCAAAGUUUCCAAUCAUUUAUUAUAACUGAUAUACCUUAUUUAAGUAUUGAUGUUCGUGAUCAAGUUAGAAGAUUUAUAACAUUUUUAGAUGCAAUUUAUGAUAAUCAUGGUAGAAUUGCUGUAACUAGUGCUAAUUCAUUUAAAGAUUUAUUUGUUGAACCAGAAAUUAUUGAAAAAAAUAAUUAUUAUGAAUUACAUCAAAAAAAUGAUCCAAAAAAGAACGACAUGGAUGCUUGUGAUGAAGACGAAGAAGAAGAAGACGAUGAAUUGGUGAUUAAACAUGGAUUUGAUAAACUGAUUGCUAGAAAGGCAAAAAUGUUUGUUAAUGAUGAAGAAAGAUUUGCUUUUGCUAGAGCAUUAAGUCGAUUAUCACAAAUGAGUACAACUGAAUGGAUAGAUCAAGUUAGAGAUAUAUAA